Trichoderma gamsii is the source of this 5148-nucleotide messenger RNA. RefSeq lists its product as hypothetical. The coding region runs from base 1 to 5148 and encodes 1715 amino acids. The transcript is spliced from 6 exons. The record is from RefSeq and is a predicted model, not a curated record. NCBI's taxonomy places the organism in Eukaryota, Fungi, Ascomycota, Sordariomycetes, Hypocreales, Hypocreaceae.
AUGACGACGCAGCUUCUGGCCACGGAGCUAGCUAAUCUCAUUCAGGAGAGCAAGCGGAAACACAGUGACCUUCGACAGGCAGCUGAAAGAUCCCUAGAGGAGCUGAAAGGCCUUGGCAUUGUGUCUGAAGCCACAGCUCCUGAGCUGCUCUCCCAAAAGCCCAGCUUUGUGAAUCCCUUCAUAAUCGCAUGUGGAACCAAGAAUGCAAAAUUCACCGGCAUUGCAAUAGUUUGUCUGCAGCGGCUUAUCGUUGCGAAAGCGCUGCCCAGGGCGAAGCUCAACCAGGUCUUGGAGGCUUUGAUGCAGGCAUCAUCGGCUGGGCUUGAUGUUCAGUUAAAGAUCUUGCAAGCGUUACCUUCGCUGCUGCAGAACUACUCGUCAGAUUUGAAUGGCGAUCUUCUUGUCACUGCCUUGAAUAUCUGCUUCAUCUUACAGAGUAGCAAGAAUGCCAUUGUGAAUAAUACCUCAGCUGCUACCCUCCAACAGCUAGUGGUUUCAGUCUUUGAUAAAGUAGUUGGCGAAGAUAAGAACAAUAAUGAUGCCCCUAUUGCGGGAGAAGCGCCAUCCGGGGACGGUAAAGUAGAGCUUCGCGCCGCCGCCUUGGAUGCCUAUCGUAUUUUCAAUGACCUAUGCCUCUUGACCGAGAACCAACGGUCCGAGUUUUUACGGUUUUCUGGCUUGCAGCAAACAUUUGGGUUAGAGUUGAUCGAGUCAGUCAUCACAAAUCAUGCAGCCGUCUUUACGAGCCAUCCUGAGCAAACCCAUAUUCUCCGCGAGCGCGUUAUGCCUCUUUUGAUGAGUGCUCUUAAAGGGAGACCAUCGUUCGCCACAACUGUGAGGCUCGUACGCAUUCUCUACACCCUGUUGCGCCGCCAUAUUAGCGUCUUACCUUCAGAGUGUGGUGAUGCGCUCUUGCUGCUUACAACCCUCUUGGACCAAGAUACCGCUGUCUGGAAGCGAGCGUUGUGCAUGGAAGUGUUUCGCGGCAUAUUUGCUGAACAUGCCCUUGUCCGUCGCAUAUUCGCCAUGUAUGACGCCAAGGAGGGCGAGAAAGACAUCAUCAAAACACUUACUGCGACAUUUGUUCGAGUCAGUACUGAGAAGCCGGCAGUAAUUGGUCUAGGGCAUCAAUCCACGAUGCCAAUGGCCGAUCCUUCUGGAAGCUCUGGCCUAUCUGCAGAUCCAGCCUUGAUCGAAGCUACUAGUGUCACUGGAAUCAUCAGCGGCUCUGUUGGAUCGGAGAGCUCCAACGUAGGAAUCAGCAUACAAUGGAGCUCUGUUCGCGUUCCUUGUAUAGACCAGCUGGACAAAACCGAAGCACCGGCUAUUCCCGAAUCGUACAUCUACAGCUUGAUACUAGCAUGUCUCUCAUCACUGUCAGACGGGCUUGCCAAGUUUAUCCUACCUCUUACAGUUCCUAAUGAGAAUAGAGCUCGGAGAAAGACAUCGAGGCAGGAUAUGGGGCGUAGCUCACCUGCUCCGUCCCAGCUAGAAGCAGAAGCGCCGCCUCGCGGAGGAUUGCGGGAACGAUCGGCUUCAUUUAAGAGAAAUCCCGUGCCGAUUAAUCCUCUAGAACAGGAAGAUCAUCCUGCACAUUCAGAGGUCAAGAUUUGCUCAGAAAUCGUCAACGAGUGCUGGCCUGCUAUUCUGGCAACAUGUUCGACCUUUUUAUACGCCGCCUUGGAUUCAGAGUAUUACCACGGCUUGGUUCGUGCAUUUCAGCGAUUCGCCCAUGUUGCAGGCCUGUUGCAGCUUACAACGCCGCGAGAUGCUUUCCUAUCUACACUCGGAAAAGCUGCUGUGCCUCCGAACAUUCUGAGCGCAUGCGUCAAUGCCGGCCAGUCACGAUCGGUAGCCACCACGCCAACGGAAACUCCGAACAGCGUUUUUAGCAAUGCCCGGGGCCUUCUCAGCGUCGAAAGCUUGGCACAGGUGUCGAGUCCUACUGAGAGGCAGCGACAAGGGUCCAUGGAUGCAUCAAUCACUCUAAAUACACGUAACCUCCUCUGUCUGCGAGCUCUACUCAAUCUUGGCAUCGCACUUGGUCCGACGCUUGGGCUCGCCUGGGGUAUCAUACUAGAGACACUACAGCAGGCAGACUUUGUCCUCUAUGUUACCGGAAAAGCCCCAGGGAGAACUCAGUCUCUAGGUCGCGGCGGACAAGAUUACCAGAACGAAACAGAAGCCAACUCGCUCAUGGUAAACUUCAGCACCGAAGUUCGAUCAGUGGAAACAGCCGCCUCCAGAUUGAUCGAAAGCAGUGUUGAUUUUCCCAACGAGUCGUUUAUCGAGGUGGUUCAAGCCAUCUGCGGCUUACUGCCAGAUGAGAGCCAAACAAACUCAAGCACACCAAACAAAGAACAGCCACAGCAGAGCCAGCAGGGCAAAGCCCCAUCUGGACAACAUCGGCGGGUGCUCAGCUUCUCUGGCCAAUCUUCGACAACAUCCAAUCAAGAACUUCAAUUUGCACUAGCCAAGCUCGGGGAGAUUGCCAUGAUCAAUCUAGAACGCCUGUUGGCAUACGAUCCAAAAGAAUCAGGUUGGGAUCCCCUGAUGCAGAAGUUGAUUCAGACGUUAGACUCGAGCGUCAUUAGCCCACCAGUGAGAACAAGAGCCUCAGAGAUUCUCGCAAAGCUAGCGCUCGAAGCAGCUACUGCUGCGGGCGCGCAAUCCCCUGAAGUUCGAGGGGCGAUUCAACUCAGAUUGCUGGGAGCACUCCGCGACUCAUUGCAAUCUUUGCAGAAAGGCGGCCGAGAUAUCUCUGUUGCAAAUGCGACAACCGAUGUUGAAAUCCAUAGAAUUAUUUUGGAUGGCCUGCGAAGUAUCAUUGAAGACUGUGGGCAAACUCUAGUCAGCGGCUGGGAUGUCACGUUUGAUAUCAUCGGAAGUGUUUUCAUAACGAGAGAAGAGAAUCUGGAAGAGGACCAUGAAUCAGUUAUCGGUGCUCGAAACCUCGGCACACGAUCUUCCAAACUUGUACGGUCUUCUUUCAGCUCACUUCAGCUCAUUUGCUCAGAUUUUCUACCAUCAUUGCCCAACUCAUGCUUCUUGAUUCUAGUCGACACACUCUACAAAUUCAGUUCACAAAACGACGAUCUGAAUAUUGCAUUGACGACUGUGACCUUUUUCUGGGCCCUCUCUGAUUUCCUAUCUGGCAAGGACAAGUCACUCGACAUAACGACUGACCUGUUUCAAGACGCUGAUGUGGACACGCUAGAGCGCUUAGCAGCAGACCACGGUGGUCGAGGAUCUGGCGCCGCCUUAUGGAUGUUAUUGCUUUUGAGGCUUACAGCUGUCGCCUCAGACGAUAGGGUUGAGCUUCGCAAUACCGCAAUCCAAACCCUGCUCCGAAUCUUUGAUGCAUAUGGCGAAAGACUCAGUCCUGAAGCUUGGUCAAUAUGCAUCAAGUCAGUUGUGUUUAAACUGCUAACCUCGCUUGAAGAGGAGUUACGAAGAACUGCGGAAGAAGAAACUGCUAAAACCGAUAGGCUGGAGUGGCAUGACACCGCGGUGGUUGUGCUAAAUGGCAUAUCAACGUUGCUUGGAAACAAUCUGGAGGUAUUGACAGCACACUCAUCGUUCAAUAAGCUUUGGAAUGAGCUGCUUGAGCACUUGGCUACGUUGCUCGACUUUCAGGUCCUCGAUAUAAACACUGCAACGUUUAAAACGCUGGGGCAUGUGCUCUCUCAGUCGGGUGAUGAGGACAAGCUUGUUUUCAACGAGACAACGGUUACAUUCGCUUGGAAUCUAUGGUCUCGUGGUAUCCCAAUUACUAAAGCACCCGAUGGGAAGAUUCCAGACAACCAAAAUUGCCUGACUGCAUAUGUGGCGGCUCUUCGAGAAGUUUACCGGCUUAUUAAGUCUGAUCUAACCGUGGAGAGAGUUCAACGAAUCCUUGCUUUGCUACGAAAGACUGUUGAAGAAGCUUCUGUAGGGAGCUAUGCCACAGAUAUCGAUAACCUGACGCAGCUUCAGGCACAAAUAUUAGAUGCGGUGAAAAUGAUUCGGACCGAUAUCGACGGGGUGCCAUCGGCCCUGAUCGUGCAAGUGGCCGAGUUUGUAACCUUGGCCUAUGAUCAAGACUACGAGUCCCGACCUGUGUCAAAGAGAACAUAUGUUGCCAUGUCAAAAGCCAGUAUGCAGAUGCUGGAGAGCCUUGUUGUAAGCCACUCAUCGGAUGCAGAUAUCUAUAAGAGCGGAUCGGUCGUCACCGCCUUAUCUGCCCUCUGCAAGCCAAUUUCUCUCAAAUACCAGUUUCCCAUUACCACGAGAACUAUUCAGCCGUGGAAAUCGGCGACUUCUACUGCUUUGGUGGUCAUACAAGCAACACUAUCAAAGCUCGAUGAUCUUGACAUUCCCACAUCCACAAUCCAAGACAUCUGGCAAUUGAUUGCUGAGAUUGCAGAUGGCAUUCUCAGCGCUGAUUGCAGCAAAACACCACCCGGAACGGACAUUGGAGAUGAUGAAGCAACAGACAUUGGUUCUUUCCACAAGUUGGUGGAGCUGAUCAUCCCUCUGAUAGGAUCAGAAAAGGUGAAAGAAGAAACUCGCAGCGCAUACACUAAAAGCCUGUUCAAGACAUCAAUCAUCCAUGAACCGCCGUCGGCCGACAAGCUUGCCCUUGAAGAUGGAGAAGCUGGACUGUCUAAGCUAUAUAUACCACGAACCGGGCGCACAAUAUCCGAUCCCCCGACACUGCGCACGAAGAUGGCCUAUGUCGCAUUUGAAGAACUCUUCCUGCUCAUUUCAGUGGACGAACCGACUGCUCACAAGCCAUCUGCUGCUAAGCCUAUGACAGAUUACUCUGCUUGUAGAACCCGCAUUGCUUGUUCCGCAGCACCAUAUCUAGUUCUACGAUGCGCAUUGACGCUCCGCGCCUAUGUGUCUGACCAGCCGCUUCGAGGCAAAAUGCCACAGCCUCUAAGCCAGAGAAAGGAAUUGCUAUGGACCCUACAACAAGUGGUUGACUUGCAGAGCCAGAGCGAGGCGAUAUCACCUCUUGAAGGGGCUAAGAGCGAAAGCAGAAAGCAUCUGUUGAGGUUAUACGUCUUGAUUGUAAAGGCGUUGGGAGUGCAUGGUGAUGAGAAGGUAUUGUCGCUUUUGAGGCAGGCGUUGGAGAUUGUCGGUGGUGAAUUUGGAGCUGUUUAA